Messenger RNA from Myotis lucifugus (little brown bat), 3266 nucleotides. RefSeq names its product leucine rich repeat neuronal 1 (gene LRRN1). Lineage: Eukaryota; Metazoa; Chordata; Mammalia; Chiroptera; Vespertilionidae. The record is from RefSeq and is a predicted model, not a curated record. The coding region runs from base 291 to 2444 and encodes 717 amino acids. The transcript has a single exon. Gene Ontology annotation, molecular function: protein binding.
UGGAGGGUGUCGGGAUAAAUGUAAUGUCUGUCCCACUUGCAUUCCAGGCGCACCUGCAGAUUGGAUCAGGCUGAGGGCCCUGUGCCGGCCGUGGGCGAGCCCGGGAUGGAGAGCCACAGCUGAGGCUCUGGCGUCCUGGCCUCUGAAAACUCCAGAGAACCGUCCUGCGGGCUCCGGAACUCUCCGCCGCGCCACCGAGACUUUGCUUGAAUGUUUGUGGGUCACUCCAGGGCGUUCGCCAGCUGCUGAGAGGUGCGCGGGCAGGGCGGGCCGGCUCAGUGGCGGGCGGCAUGGCCAGGAUGCGACCUGCUCCGGCGGCGGCGUCCGGCCUGGCGCUGGGCUUGCUGCUGGCCUCCCUCGCCGGGUCCUCCCUGCAGAGUGGCGAGUGCCCGCAGCUGUGCGUGUGCGAGGUCCGGCCCUGGUUCACCCCACAGUCCACCUACCGUGAGGCCACCACCGUGGACUGCAACGACCUGCGCCUCACCCGCAUCCCCGGCAACCUGUCCAGCGACACGCAGGUGCUGCUGCUGCAGAGCAACAGCAUCGCGGCCACGGCCGACGAGCUGCAGCAGCUCUGCAACCUGACGGAGCUCGACGUCUCGCAGAACAACUUCAGCAGCAUCCGAGAGGUGGGGCUGGCCAACCUGAGCCGGCUCACCACGCUGCACCUGGAGGAGAACCAGAUCGCCGAGCUGCCCGACCGCUGCCUGCAGGACCUGGGCAGCCUGCAGGAGCUCUACAUCAACCACAACCAGAUCCGCGCCAUCUCGGCGCGCGCCUUCGCCGGCCUGCGCAACCUGCUGCGGCUGCACCUCAACUCCAACAGGCUCAGGGUGAUCGACAGCCGCUGGUUCGAGGCCACGCCCAACCUGGAGAUCCUCAUGAUCGGCGAGAACCCCGUGGUCGGCAUCCUGGACAUGAACUUCCGGCCCCUCGUGAACCUGCGGAGCUUGGUGCUGGCGGGCAUGUGCCUCACCGACGUGCCCGGGAACGCGCUGGUGGGCCUGGACAGCCUGGAGAGCCUGUCCUUUUACGACAACAGGCUGGUCAAGGUCCCCCAGCUGGCCCUGCAGAAAGUCCCCAAUUUGAAGUUCCUCGACCUCAAUAAGAACCCCAUCCACAAAAUCCAGGAGGGGGACUUCCGGAACAUGCUCCGGCUGAAGGAGCUGGGGCUCAACAACAUGGGGGAGCUGGUGUCCGUGGACCGCUACGCCCUCGACAACCUGCCCGAGCUCACCAAGCUGGAGGCCACCAACAACCCCAAGCUCUCCUACGUCCACCGCCGGGCCUUCCGCGGCGUGCCCGCGCUGGAGAGCCUCAUGCUGAACAACAACGCCCUCCACGCCGUGUACCGGGCCACCGUGGCGUCGCUCCCCAACCUGCGUGAGAUCGGCAUCCACAGCAACCCGCUGCGGUGCGACUGCGUCCUCCGCUGGGUGGCCGCCAACACGACCAGCAUCCGCUUCAUGGAGCCGCUGUCCAUGCUCUGCGCCGCGCCGCCCGAGCUGCGGGGGCAGCCGGUGAAGGACGCGCUGGCCCGGGACUCGGGCGAGCGCUGCCUCCCCAUGAUCGCCCACGACGCCUUCCCCGGCCACCUGAGCGUGGAGCUCGGCGCCACGGUGCUCCUGGACUGCCGGGCCCUGGCUGAGCCGGAGCCCGAGAUCUACUGGGUCACGCCCCUUGGGAGGAAGAUAACCGGGGACACGCUCUCCGACAGGUACACGCUGAGUAGUGAGGGCACCUUGGAGAUCCCCAACGUCCGCACGGAAGAUUCCGGGAGGUACACCUGCGUGGCCCAGAAUGUGGAAGGCGCCGACACGCGCGUGGUCACGGUGAAGGUCAACGGGACCCUCCUGGACGGGGCCCAGGUGCUGAAAAUGUAUGUGAAGCAGACGGAGUCCCACUCCAUCCUCGUGUCCUGGAAAGUGACCUCCAACGUCAUGACGUCGAACCUCAAGUGGUCCUCGGCCACCAUGAAGGUCGACAACCCGCACAUCACCUACACGGCCCGGGUGCCCGUGGACGUCCACGAGUACAACCUCACGCACCUGCAGCCGUCCACCGACUACGAGGUGUGCCUCACCGUGUCCAACGUCCACCAGCAGACGCAGCGGUCCUGUGUCAACGUCACCACCAAAACGGCCGCCUUCGCCCUGGACCUCUCCGACCAGGACGCCAGCACGGCCCUGGCCGCCGUCAUGGGCUCCAUGUUCGCCGUCGUCAGCCUCGCGUCCACGGCCGUGUACGUCGCCAAAAGGUUCAAGAGGAAAAACUACCACCACUCGUUGAAAAAGUACAUGCAGAAGACCUCGUCGAUCCCGCUCAACGAGCUGUACCCCCCGCUCAUCAACCUCUGGGAAGGGGACCCCGAGAAGGACAAGGACGGGGCCGCGGAGGCCAAGCCCGCCCAGGUGGACACGUCCAGGAGCUAUUACAUGUGGUAACGCCGGGAGACGCUGCUCUGGCAGCGAGGAGCACAAAGACGCUUUUGCUUUAUUCUGCAAAAGUAACACGUGGGAGACUUUUGUAUUUUGGACUUUGGGGCAGAGCGGAGGGGCCGGGUGGCCAUCUCAGUUUUUUGUGUUUUUUUGUUUGUUUUCUUAGUGGAGCGUAUCGCAGCGAGCCUGGGCUUCCGGAGUGUGUUCGGUUUUUAUUCUUACCAUUCUUAUGAUUAUGAUUUUAUUAUGAUUAUUCUUUGGUUUUAGUUGUCCUGCUAAACUCAAUGAUGCUGUUUUAACGACCAUGCUCCAUGCAAUGAUCAGUGGCAGGCUGGGGUUCCCCUGUGCCGUGGCCGGCAGCGUGACCCCGUCUUCCGAAGCCAUCGGCAGAAAGCACCGCGUCCUCCCAAAAGCGGCCACGUGGUUGAGGAGCAGCGUGGACCCUUGGCAGCCACUUGGCCCACAGACUUUCAACUCAAGUGACCACGGCUAGACUGUUACCUGCUUUGAAUGGUGUUAGUUGACUGCACUGUAACCUUGUAUCCACUGACUUGAAUGUUUGCCUUUGAACACGGACAUUUCUUUUUGUAAUCAAUCGUUAAAGAGGCUUAGGCCAAGCUAACAGGCAAUAGAAACACGUUCUAUAUCAGGUUUUUUUAAUGUAACAAACCACAUGUUACUUGUUACCUUCUUCUUUUUAUCUUUAGUAGACACUUUUGAAAGAAAAAGACAAUACCUUUGGUGUGUUUCACUCACCAACAUGUGGUGUACAGUGAAGACAGGACUCUAAUAAAUUAGUUUUGUUCUGAUUUUUUAGAACACUUGCAA